GGGUAUAUGGUAGUGAGGGGAUGAGGAAGGUCCCGAGAGGCUGGGCGUGAGGGGAGAGAGCAGUCAAUCCUCAGCUGUUGGUAGCGGGCGGGUGACGAGCAGCUGCUGUCACCACGAGUCCCUUGCUCUCACUCAGCCCCUUGCCAGCCCUCACUCAGCCCGCAGCCAGGCCCUUUCCGCAAGCCCCGGACACUUGUUUUUUGCACGUGGCACCUGCCGUCUGUCAGUGCCUCUCGCGGUGACCCUCGGCCUAAGGCACUUCGGGCACCACUCGGCCACCCGGACCUCCUGCGCCGCCGAGUGGGCCGCAUCGCGAGGCUCGGAAGGGCCGCACCGCGCGCCCGGGCCACCAUGGAGGCGCAGUGCUACCCUGGCGGCGUGGCCAACCCGUACGGCGUGGCCCAGGAGCGGCCCUCCGAUGUGACCAUGAUGACGGGCGUGGCCCAGGUGCCCACCUCCACCCACGGCCCCCUCGUGGCCCGCUCCUCGGCCCAGGACUGCUGCUACGACUGGUCCGCCCUCCCCAGCCACUACACCACGCCCAUGAAGGAGAUGGAAGCGUGCCUCCUGGCGGCGGGCAAGGGCCGACCCGAGGACUACCACGGCUACCCCUCGCAGCUGACGUGCCCGACCGGCCACCCGACGGGCAUCCCCUCCCUCUCGGCCAAGGAGAGGGCAGGCUCCCCUCGCUCGCCCAUGAAAGACCAGAAGGAAGAGCCUAUGAACAUUUCCGAGAAGCCUCCACAGCAGCAGCAGGCGUCGCAGCCGAAGAAGCCCCUGCAUCCGAAGCUCGUGAGUGUGAGCGCCAGUCUGGAGAUGAAGGCGCUCUGGGACGAGUUCAACGAGCUCGGGACGGAGAUGAUCGUCACCAAGGCCGGAAGACGCAUGUUCCCGACCUUCCAAGUCCGCCUCUUCGGCCUUGACCACGGCAGCGACUACAUGCUAAUGAUGGACUUCAUUCCCGUGGACGACAAGCGAUACAGAUACGCUUUUCACAGCUCCUCCUGGAUCGUCGCGGGCAAAGCGGACCCUAACUCCCCCCCCCGCAUCCACGUGCAUCCAGACUCCCCCGCGAAAGGAGCUCAGUGGAUGAAGCAAGUGACGUCAUUCGAUAAGCUCAAGCUCACUAACAAUCAGCUCGAUGAUAACGGCCAUAUCAUCCUGAACUCCAUGCACCGCUACCAGCCUCGCUUCCACGUCGUCUACGUCAACCCGAAGACGGAGGACGUAUCUUCGACUGAAAACUUCAAGACGUUUGUGUUUCCUGAGACGAAGUUCACGGCUGUCACUGCGUAUCAGAACCACAGGAUAACGCAGCUGAAGAUCGCCAGCAACCCGUUCGCAAAGGGCUUCCGAGACUGCGAUCCGGACGAGUGCGUGGUGGAGGUCCUGAACCAGCUGCAGCAG
This is a messenger RNA of Penaeus monodon (black tiger shrimp), 1407 nucleotides long. RefSeq names its product T-box transcription factor TBX1-like. Lineage: Eukaryota; Metazoa; Arthropoda; Malacostraca; Decapoda; Penaeidae. The record is from RefSeq and is a predicted model, not a curated record. Gene Ontology annotation, cellular component: nucleus. Gene Ontology annotation, molecular function: RNA polymerase II cis-regulatory region sequence-specific DNA binding; DNA-binding transcription factor activity, RNA polymerase II-specific. Gene Ontology annotation, biological process: positive regulation of DNA-templated transcription; regulation of transcription by RNA polymerase II; cell fate specification.